Molecule: messenger RNA, 887 nt
Organism: Hyalella azteca
Lineage: Eukaryota; Metazoa; Arthropoda; Malacostraca; Amphipoda; Hyalellidae
Product: ephrin type-B receptor 1-like
Exons: 3
Coding region: 85-597 (170 amino acids)
Biological process (GO): axon guidance; protein phosphorylation
Cellular component (GO): neuron projection
Molecular function (GO): protein binding; transmembrane-ephrin receptor activity
Source: RefSeq, a predicted model, not a curated record
AUUCCGGUUCGCUGGACGGCUCCUGAAGCGAUCGCGUUCAGGAAGUUCACGAGCGCCUCUGACGUGUGGAGUCUCGGCAUUGUGAUGUGGGAGGUGAUGAGCUACGGCGAGCGGCCCUACUGGAACUGGAGCAACCAGGACGUCAUCAAGAGCAUAGAGAAGGGCUACCGCCUACCCGCCCCGAUGGAAUGUCCUGAGGCGAUCUAUCAAUUGAUGCUCGACUGCUGGCAGAAAGAACGCAAUCAUCGUCCGUCCUUCGCGUCCAUCGUCCACACUCUCGACAACCUCAUUAGAACACCUGAAGCUUUGGCCAAAGUCGCCCAAAACAGAUGCCAGACCGCUCUUGGUCUGGACUCUACAGACCUGACCCAGCUGGGCUCGGUUGAGGAGUGGCUGUCAUCACUGAAAAUGUCGCGGUAUCUCGAGAACUUCGAGAGCGCCGGACUGUCAGACGUGCAGUCGGUGGCGCGUCUCAACCAACGCGACCUAACCACUCUCGGCAUAACGCUCGUCGGUCAUCAAAAGAAAAUAUUACAAAGUAUUCAAACCUUACGAACGCAGCUUGCCGUCAGUAUGGCUGAAGGAUUCUUAGUUUAAUAAGCUCACUCAUUAUAGAUCUUUUCUAAUCUCCGCUAUGCGGGUUUCCGUAUUAUCUUUGCAACGUCUUCAUCACGCACUAAGUUGCUUCUGUAUAAUUUUUUCCCCUUCCAUAUCCUUUUCUUUGUAUGUUAAAUUCUGCCUGGAACACUUGUUGAAAAAGGUGUGUGAAGUGUGUGAAAUUAUCGGAAAACUUGAUUUCUUUAAAAUAUUUCAUAUUUUAAUAAUUUCAUUGUUCGUUCAUAGAAAGACGUCGAUUAAUUAUUUGUGGUAUAGUUGUGGUUAGAAUU